This is a messenger RNA of Labeo rohita (rohu), 4056 nucleotides long. Its product is annotated as patched domain-containing protein 3. The coding region runs from base 298 to 2889 and encodes 863 amino acids. Gene Ontology annotation, cellular component: membrane. The record is from RefSeq and is a predicted model, not a curated record. Lineage: Eukaryota; Metazoa; Chordata; Actinopteri; Cypriniformes; Cyprinidae. The transcript is spliced from 5 exons.
CCAGAAGCUGGUUUUUUUAACCCGUCAGGCAAAGAGAGAAGAAGACGAAAACGAAACUAAGUUAAUCUUUAGAAGACACGCAAGACCGUGGAGCAGAACCGUUAUCAUCCAACAACAAUUGCUCACAGAUGUGACCCAACUUAUUAACCUUUUUUUUUGGAUGUAACUCUCCAAGCCCUUACUCACUUGCCGGAGUCACCAGUUUUCUCUGGAUCUGAACAAGCUAGAGGUUCUCCGCUACAAAGGGUGUUGCUAAGGCUUUGAAGAAGGACAACACUGCUGAAGUGAAACUAGACAAUGGAAAACUGCAAAACAGACUGCAUCGAAAGGCCUCUGGCUCUGGCCUUUGCAAAACUUGGUUGUUUUGUUGGUAGACAUCCAUGUGUGUUUCUUUUAUUAACUAUGUGUGUAGCUGUUUUCUUUGGAGCUGGUUUCAAGUUUCUUAAAGAGAGGGAGUCAAAUGAUAUUGAAGACCAGUUCACACCUGUCAAUGGACCUGCCAAGUUGGAGAGGGCGAUUGUGGUGGAAAAUUUCCCACAAUCUGAAGAGUUUUCUCAGUUACAGCUUGCGUCUGAAGGCACUUAUGCCUCUUUGAUCAUCACAGGCUUGCAUGGAAAAAGUAUAUUAACUGAAGCAGCUUUUAAUGAAAUUAUUGAGUUAGACAGACAAGUGAAAAGUUUAGAGACAGGAAACACUUUUGAAAACCUCUGUGCCAAAACAAAGGGAAGGUGCAUGUCAAAUGCAAUUUUAGACAUGUUAAAUUACAAUGCUACUAAAGUAGAUUCUUUAACUCUAACAUAUCCGAUGAAUAAUGGCACAUUUUUGGGAACAAGUAUUGGUGGUGUAGAGCUAAAGCCAGAUGGUUCAAAGAUAUCCAGUGCAAAAGCAGUCAGGCUUUUUUAUUUUCUAGAUGAGGAGAAGAUAAAUGAAAACUCUGACUGGCUUAAUGGCUUUCUAAAACUCCUCUCAAACUACACAGAACAGAAAAUGGUCCAUGUGUCUUAUUUUACAUCAGUAUCAAGACAGAAAGAGUUGGAGACCAAUUCAGACUCUGUCAUCCCCCUCUUCUCUUUGACGUAUUUCCUGGCCAUUACAAUUUCGGUUCUGUCUUGUUUAAGGUUAGACUGUGUCAGGACAAAGGUGUGGGUGGCCACGUUUGGCGUCCUCUCUGCUGGUAUGGCAGUGUUGGCCAGCUUUGGACUACUGCUGUUCUGUGGGAUGCCGUUUGCCAUGACUGUGGCCUCAGCUCCCUUUCUGAUUCUCGGUGUUGGUGUUGAUGACAUGUUCAUUAUGAUCUCCUGCUGGCAGAAGACUGAAGUUAAUAAAGACGUUGAGGUUCGCUUAGCAGAAACGUAUAAGGAGGCCGGCGUGUCCAUCACGAUCACCACACUGACGGAUGUGCUGGCUUUCUACAUCGGUCUCCUCACUCCAUUCCGCUCAGUUCAGUCUUUCUGCAUGUACACCAGCACAGCUCUUCUGUUCUGCUACGUCUUCAACAUCACCUUCUUCGGCGCGUGUCUCGCCCUGAACGGAAGGCGAGAGAAAGGAAACAGACACUGGCUGACCUGCAUGAAAGUCCCAGAAGCCACCGGUGAUGAUAAUGUUUGUUGUGUUGGUGGGGCGUAUGAUAAAGACACACAUAAAGAAUUUGACAUGCCAAUGGAAUCAUUCUUUAAAAACUAUUAUGGCCCUUUUCUGACAAGAGUGUGGGUUAAGGCGCUCGUGUGUCUGAUCUAUGCUGGCUAUUUGGCAGUCAGUAUCUAUGGAUGCUUCCAAAUGCAGGAAGGUCUAAAUCUGAAACAUUUAGCGGCAGACGGCUCAUAUGUUGGUGAUUACUAUGACAAUGAGGAUGAAUUCUUCUCUGAUUUUGGUCCUAAUGUCAUGUUAGUUAUUAAGAAUGAGCAUUUUCAGUACUGGAACCCAACUGCUCGCAAAAGUCUUGACUUGUGUUUGGAACAUUUUCAAAAUCUGACAAUGGUAGAUCCAGACAUUCCACCUAUUUCUUGGCUUCAUAUAUACACGCAGUUUGGGCUAAAGGCUCGUUUUGAUGUAGACAAUGAAGCACAAUUCAAAAGCCAUUUAACUGCAUUUCUUAAUCAUUCUGGCUUUAGUCAAGAUGUUAAUUUCACUAACAAUCACAUUCAUGCAUCACGUAUGUUCGUUCAGACAGUGAACAUCCGGACAGCAAUCGAUGAGAAGAACAUGUUGAAUGCAUUUAGAGAAACCGCAGAAAAAUGUGGGAAGUUGCAGACACCCGUUGAUCUGAUUGUGUUCCACCCUGCAUUCAUCUAUUUCGACCAAUAUGCCGUCAUCAUCAGUAAUACAAUCCAAAAUAUUUUUGUUGCUACAUGUGCGAUGUUAGUCAUUUCACUCCUGCUGAUCCCAAACCCACUCUGCUCUAUCUGGGUGACAUUUUCCAUCGCAUCUGUCAUCGUGGGAGUGGCUGGUUUCAUGGCAUUAUGGGAUGUUAGUUUAGACUCUGUGUCUAUGAUUAAUCUUGUUAUCUGUAUCGGGUUUUCUGUGGACUUCUCUGCUCACAUUUCCUAUGCAUUUGUGUCAAGUGAAAAAUCCUCAGCAAAUGAGAAGGCCACGGAUGCCAUUAGUAAACUGGGUUAUCCGAUUGUUCAGGGUGCCGUGUCCACUAUCGCAGGUGUGGUGGUGCUUGCAGCUGCCAAAAGCUACAUCUUCAGGACGUUCUUUAAAAUCAUGUUCUUAGUUAUUCUGUUUGGGGCCGUCCAUGGCAUCAUAUUCAUACCUGUGUUCCUCACCUUCCUCGGCACUUGUUGUAAAAGUCAGGAAAAAAAAAAACAAAAUCUAACAGAGCACAGUGACAUGAUUGCCUGUACUCAGCUUGUGAGUCAGAAUAAGUGUCCUGAUUCUAUUAACUGAGCUUACAUUUCUGACAUUUUUAUCUGUAAAAUUUAUUAAGCACUGUUAAUUUCUGUAUAUAGGCUUGUGCUCCAGUUUCAGUUUAAUUACAAAAUAAAUGUAACUAAUCUGUUACAGCUACUGAAAAAAAAAAUGUGUAAUUAAAUUACAGUUAGGAAAAUGACUGUACAAGUAUUAUAUAUUUAAAAAAAAAAAAAAAAAAAAAAAAAAAAAAAAAAACUGGCUAAAGAUUUUGUGGUGGUUGUGCUUUAAAAUUAAAUUACUUAAAUCUUAAUUCAAGUGAUGAAGGGUUUUCAAUGUCUGACAGUAAUCAGUGUUUCUGUAAGGUUAACCGUGCCUGGUUUAAAUGUUUCAAAAUGAUGGGUUUUAAACAUUUGUUACAAAUUUAGAUUGGAUUGAAUUGGUUAAACUUUAUUUUAUUAUACAGCAGCACAUACCACACAAAAUGUAUAAUAAAUACAAAAGUAAAAUAUUAAAACAUUCACAACAGCAGCAAUUUGUUUUCCAGUAGCAAUUUCACAAGGCAUUAUGAGUAUUACACACAAAUAGACUAUAAUGCAAUUAGGAAAGUAAUCAAAAAGUAAUCAAAUGUAAUAAUUUAUUUACAUUACAUUUGUAAUGUAAUUACAUUAUUUACAUUAAAAAAGUAAUUGAAAUAAUUACACUACAUAUUAUAUUUUAAAUAAGGCAACUUAUGAUUUGUAACCUAUUACAUUUCCAAUGUAACCUUUCAAACACUGUUUGUAAUCCAGUUACAUUUAAGUACAUUGAUUAAACCACAUUACUCAACACUGGAAGUUGUAUUUUUGGUUUUAAAAGAAUUUGAUCUCAGCGUAAUUGUCAAUGAAGUGAAUGAGUAAUUUAUGAUAGUAUAUGUGUGAAUGCAUAAACACCUCUGCAGCUUAUGUUUUCUCCUGCAUCUUGAAGAGUAAUCCAUCUAUUCUGUGCCUUAAUGUAAUAUAAUACAUUUUAUACUUUUCUGUUUUUCUUAUAUCUUAUAUCUUAUACUUAUAUCUCUUUUUUUUUUUUUUUUUUUUGUGAAUUUCCUAUGUAGUAUCAUGUAAUCUAUGUUUGCACUACGCACUUUCUGCAAUGGCAGCUCCUGUCGGUAUGUCAAAUAUCUUGUGAUUGUAAACAUUUGGCAAUAAAGCUUUUUCUGACAUCUGA